AUGAGAGGGUUCAUUCCGUACCGAUAUGGGAAGCAAUUAGAAAAUAACAAAAACAUUGCCCGACGCCCGAUCCGCUCGGCUCCAGCUAAAAGUCAGAGGCUCAAAGUGACUGUCUCGAUAGAACCGUUGGGCAGCAGGCAGCAGCUCACACCUGUUCCGGACCCGGGCGUUCGAAUCUUAGAUCUGCGCCCCCGCGAGCGCUCUGAGAAGAUCAACUCGGCUCAGUCGGGAGAAAGACAACGGAACUGCUCCCAAGCAAAGAUGCCACCAUCCAUCGCGAAGAAGAAAUCAACGACGAAGACAACGACAUCAACGAAAACGACGAAGGAUGAGAGCGUUAGAUGCCCUCACGAAUAUUGUGGGAAAAUCCUCAAAAACAAAUGGAACAUGCGAGUGCAUUUGCUCAGACACGAUGGGGAGCGCCGACACUCUUGCACUUUGUGUCCCAAGAAGUUUUUCACCGGCUGCGAUCUCAAAGCUCACACACGUGCCCAUAAAGGGGAGAAACCCUAUGUCUGCUCUGUUUGUUCGAUGGGCUUCGCCGCAAAAUCGAAUCUCACCGUUCACUUACGUUUCCACACCGGAGAAACGCCGUAUGCGUGCAGGGAGUGUCCAGCGAGCUUCAAGAUCAAGUCUCACUUGAAUGACCAUCUACGCUGCCACACCGGGGAGCGGCCUUUCCCUUGUACUCAAUGCGCGUCGAGUUUCUCCACCUCGUCCAGUCUACGCUCUCAUCUGCUCAUACACAAUGACAAACGCUUCCGUUGUGAUGAGUGCAGGUUGAGUUUCUGUCGGAAAGCCGAGCUCAAGAGUCAUAAAGCAAGGCACGCCGAGAAAAAGCCUUUCGCUUGCACAGAAUGCGAUAGAACUUUCAAAGCGCCUGCGCUUCUUGAGGUGCAUAAACGAGUGCACUCCGGAGAGAGACCUUACGUUUGCAAAACUUGCGGGAAAAGUUUCGUGCGCGUAUCAGGUUUGGAGAGCCACUCUAUCGUUCACAGUGGGGACAGACCUUAUUCAUGCCCGGUCUGUGCGAAAACAUUUGCCAGGAAGCAAUACCUCAAAAUCCACGGCUCCGAAAUGACGAGGAAAGUACAGCAAACUGUCGGGGCGGAGGACCAGAGUGUGAAGUGUCCUCUCGAUCAUUGUGGCAAAGUUCUGCGAAGCAAAUCAAGCAUGCGUGUGCAUCUUUUGCGGCACAGGGGAGAGCGACGGCAUGCUUGUACGGAAUGUACUUCACGAUUUUUCACGAGCUCGGAUCUCAGAGUUCAUACCCGCGCUCACAAAGGAGAAAAACCUCACCUCUGUUCGGUCUGUUCGAUGGGAUUCGUGACCACAUCAAAUCUCGUCGUACACGAGCGUACCCACACGGGAGAGAGACCGUACGCCUGCAGAGAGUGUCCAGCGAGCUUCAAGAUCAAAUCUCAUCUCAAUGAUCACCAGCGUUCCCACACAGGCGAGCGGCCGUUCCCGUGUAGCUCAUGUUCUUUGAGCUUCGCCACCUCGUCGAUGCUGCGGUCACACCAAAUAGUGCACGAUGACAGACCGUACCGUUGUGACAGCUGUCGGUCGGGAUUUCUCCGGAAAGCCGAGCUGGAGAAACAUAAGGCAAAGCACGCUGAAGAGAAGCCUUUCGCCUGCGAUGAAUGCCCCAAUACCUAUAGAUAUAUCGGGCAACUCGAGGAUCAUAAGAGAGCUCAUUCUGGGGAGAAACCUUUCAAAUGCUCAACUUGCGGAAAAUCUUUUGCGCGGUCCAUCGGGUUGAAGAGCCACGAGAUCGUCCACAGUGGAGAGAGACCUUACGCCUGUGAAGUCUGUGAGAAGACCUUUGCCCGGAAGCAUAGUCUCCGAACCCACGAGAAGGUUCACACCAAGGAGAAACCAUUUACUUGCGAUCAGUGCGGAAUGGAAUUCGCUCAGAAGUUGUAUAAUGUCUAUGCUCACAAAAGAUUACAUGAACGUGGGGAAAGCUUCAAGCAGAGGAGCCACAUCAAUCGUCACCUCAAGAAACACAAAAUCGCGAAACCUCCGGCUACUGCGAGUGGCAAGGACGCUCCGAGUCAAGAGAAUAUUCCGAGCGAGGAUGAUACGCUGAAAACGUGA
Galendromus occidentalis (western predatory mite) is the source of this 2100-nucleotide messenger RNA. Its product is annotated as zinc finger protein 624-like. Gene Ontology annotation, cellular component: nucleus. The transcript has 6 exons. Lineage: Eukaryota; Metazoa; Arthropoda; Arachnida; Mesostigmata; Phytoseiidae. Gene Ontology annotation, biological process: embryo development; regulation of transcription by RNA polymerase II. Gene Ontology annotation, molecular function: RNA polymerase II transcription regulatory region sequence-specific DNA binding; DNA-binding transcription factor activity, RNA polymerase II-specific. The record is from RefSeq and is a predicted model, not a curated record. The coding region runs from base 1 to 2100 and encodes 699 amino acids.